AUGCAACAAGCCACUCACCCACGUCUACAUGUCCGCGAUGCGCGAGAUGCACACGCUGUGUUCGAAGCCGUUCGCCAAGGUCUUUUGCGACCUGCUGUUCGUCGACUAAACGAAGUUGAACGGUCGAUGCAUGUACGCUCGGGGUCCGUUUUUGUUUGGGAAGAAUGUGACGAUGAGUCUGGAUUGAAAAGAUGGACAGAUGGACGCGUCUGGGGUCAGUCGAGAAUGCGGGAGCCAUACCUAUUUUACGAUGAAAAGCUUCCUUCCGAUGGAGGCUCUCCAGAACAAAGUCAAAGGCACCCUAAUUUUCGCUUUGUGGAAGGCCCUACACGCGUCACUCAUACUUCUUCUGCAUUGCUACAUCAGGAUCGAAGCGGUGGAACCCACACCGGACUGAUAAAACAAGCAUACUCUGCUUGGGUUACGCUUUCCCCGAAUUCAAAACCUCGAAAAUGGCAUCUUACAGCUUAUUUUACGUAUUCCGACCUCCCAUCGAUACCGACAAUUGACCGUGAUCCAAUUCUCUCUAAAAUUGCGGUUCCUUCUGGGAUAUACCACGGAGGGAAGACGAGAUCCAAAAGCGAAGACGACGGAGCCUACAGCGCUGUAAAUCCGCCUUCCAGCCGGCCCAAAACACCGGCGAUACAAAGUUCUACCGUUCAUGGGUCUGCGAGUGCGACAUCCUCCGCCUCUUUGCCCUCUUUCCAUUCCACUGUGGGACCUUAUGCUCUAAAUCCUCGGUCAGCCUACCCUCAAACAGGGAGCAGGAUGUCGGAAGACCAUCGUGUCAUACAUAUGCUUAAUUCCAGGCAUAUAUCCUAA
Molecule: messenger RNA, 822 nt
Organism: Lentinula edodes (shiitake mushroom)
Lineage: Eukaryota; Fungi; Basidiomycota; Agaricomycetes; Agaricales; Omphalotaceae
Product: Gti1/Pac2 family-domain-containing protein
Exons: 4
Coding region: 1-822 (273 amino acids)
Molecular function (GO): DNA binding
Source: RefSeq, a predicted model, not a curated record